Molecule: messenger RNA, 1452 nt
Organism: Paramormyrops kingsleyae
Lineage: Eukaryota; Metazoa; Chordata; Actinopteri; Osteoglossiformes; Mormyridae
Source: RefSeq, a predicted model, not a curated record
UAAAUUACAGUUUUCAGGAAUAAGUAAUUCUGCCAGAGUGUCUUUGGGGUCACUAUUGCCGGUCCUAAGCUUGGAUAUAGGAGAAGGGUUGGAAUUGUGAUAUAAAAAAACAAGAAUCGUCAGAAGAAAGUUUAUUUGUAGUUCUAAACGUAUUUAGGGUGUUUUUUAACCACCUUUUGUUUCUCCCACGACAUUAUUCCUCUCUCCAACAGCGUCCAUUAUCAAUACAUGCAUUAUUACAUUAUGAAAAUUAGGCGAUGGCGUCAUUUAGCGAUUUCUAGCGACUUUUGGGACAACCAAUAGCGACUUUCCUUGCUGAGGAGUUGGCAACAGUGCCAGCCAUAUAUCAGGAGUUUGCGUCGGACCGCGGGAUACAUUUGGUGUAUGCCGGUGUCUUUCGCCAUUUUGAGAGUUUGCAGGUCAGUCCGCAAAGUUUGGUUUGCGCCGGCAUCAGCAGGAUAUAUUAUUUGCUGUGCUCUAAAGGUGUCUGCGGUUAGCGGACGGAUGGAGUUAAGGAGUGAUUUCCAUCCCUGGAGAGACUACAUGCGGCUGGCGGAUACGGUCCUGGCCAUACAAUCCGGGAGUGUCGCGCCCGAAGAUGGAGAUCGGGUAGGAAUUCAGCUAGAAUCUGGCCGACGACUUCUUCUUUCAACGGAGCGAUAUUGUGCGGACGACACGGCGGAUGGCGGGGUGAGAAGAGCCUCCAGCGAACCCGCGGCUGGACCCCAGCAGUCCCGAAAAAAAGAAUCCCAAGGGUCGAGACGCCCCUUCUGCAGUUUUUGUAGGAAAAAUGGGGAGUCAGAGCUCGUCUUUCGUUCGCACUGGCUCAGGGACCGAGCGGGCAGCGUGAGCUGUCCGUACUUACGGGAGUACGUGUGCCCGCUGUGCUUGGCUACUGGGGCCAUGGCGCACACCAGGCGGCACUGCCCGCAUGCCGACACUGCCUGCUCCUCCGUGUACGCCAGGACUCACCGCUAAGCCGGGAGCCUACGUUUUAAAGAAACUUACUUAAAAUUAAAUUUUAAAUUUUAAUUUUAAUUUAACCAUUUCACAGUUUGUUUAUGUGCGUGUUUUUUAACAUUUUAUUUUGGCUUAAGAUUUGUUCGAUCUUGAUGUGAUGUGUUUAUUUUGUGUAGUUUGUUUACGUGUUCUCACUUGUCUUGCUUUUUUUGCACUGAUUGUUACUGCCUAUUUCAUUAACCAGCUUUUCGCGCUGAUUACCCUAUUAACCUGUUCUCAGGCUUUGGUGUCCCGUUUUAUUGGUGGGUCAUGCUCCCUUGCUUAUAAUCACCGAGACUUGCUUCUGGAAUCUGAUGACGUAAGCUGUCCCCCACUUGAUUGCAGAAAGCCGUUUAAAACUCUUGUGCGUCUUGUCGAAUAUUUCAAUUGACGUAUGCGCUGUUUUGAAUGGAUCAUGUACGCCUGCGCAUAAACAGAUUUUAAUUUGCAUAA